This is a messenger RNA of Mercurialis annua (annual mercury), 756 nucleotides long. RefSeq lists its product as uncharacterized. The record is from RefSeq and is a predicted model, not a curated record. Bases 181 to 636 code for a protein of 151 amino acids. The transcript is spliced from 2 exons. NCBI's taxonomy places the organism in Eukaryota, Viridiplantae, Streptophyta, Magnoliopsida, Malpighiales, Euphorbiaceae.
UAAACUUUACAAAUUUGAACUAUCACAUCGAUCAACUUUCAUUUUUGCCUACUACACCUCAGAGUUCAAAAAGUUUAGGGUAUAAAAUUGUUUGUUAAAUCUCGUCAAUUCGUGAAACAGCUCCACUCAUAUCUACAAAAAAGAAUUAAAAUUUAAGACUUGAUUUCUCAUAAUCCAGCAAUGAACGCUAGCAGGAGCAGUGAUUUAAUUCAAGCAGAGAACAUCAUCAACAACAACGAUAAUGAAUCCGACUCCGACACCAAUUCCGAUCUAGGCGCACCUGAAUACUACCAGCCCAUUGCUGAAGAGGACGGCGGUUCCGAUGAAGAGCUACAACUACGGCAACAUGAAGCUGUGGAGAACGGAAUAUCGUCUCUUCAUUUAAACGGCGGCGACUUGGAAGAAGACGAUGAGGAGGAGAUAGUCGAAGAAGCGGCGAUUGUAAGAGCCUUUAGAGAGGAUGAGAAUCGCCGGAAUGCGCCGCUGAAUCCGGAGAAUGCAAUUCGUGUUAUGGAGGCGAUGCGCGGAAUUUCAUUUUCCGGUUCGGCUCCUGAUUGGGCGGGUCGGGUUCCUGAGGACCAGUGGAUCCAUCAGAUUCGUUCGUUAAGGAGCCCACAGCAGCAACAGCAAAAUUAGACUCGUCUUGUCGUGUGCUUAUUUAGUCGUUUCAUCAGGAAAAUUUACUUCUGACUUUGUAAAUUGUAAUUGAGCACAAAAGCAGACUCAUUUUAUCAAAUAUUACUCAUUGUUUUUGCA